AUAUAGGGGAAUCGGGAUUCGGAAAAGAAAAGGGGAAGAAGAUAGAAGGGUUUGUGUUUUUGGGUAUAUGCAAAGAGUCACGAUUAGGGAAACAAAAACGAAGGAUCUAGAACCCAAACCUCAAACCUUCAAAACUGAUUUAAGAAUAAUCGAUUCGUCUAAGGAAACAAACACGUCAACGACAACACAACACCACAGCGAAGAAUAAUGGCGGCGGCGGCGGAGACGACAACCACGGUGAAGGAUUUGGAGAAGAAAGCCAAAGAAGCUUUCAUUGACGACGACUUCUCCCUCGCCGUCGAUCUCUACACUGAAGCCAUCAACCUGGAUCCAAUCAACGCCAACCUCUUCGCCGACAGAGCACAAGCGCAUCUCAAGCUCAACGCCUUCACUGAAGCGGUUUCCGAUGCCAACAAAGCCAUCCAGUUAGACCCUUCUCUGCCAAAGGCCUAUCUCCGUAAAGGGACUGCUUGUAUUAAGCUUGAAGAGUACCACACUGCCAAGGUUGCACUGGAGAAGGGUGCCUCUUUUGCACCGGAUGAUUCCAGAUUCACCAACUUGAUUCAGCAAUGUGACCGCUACAUUGCAGAAGAAUCCAAUGCUCUUACUAGCACCUUAUCGACAACUGCGCCCUUAAUAUCUGUACCGUCUGGUGAUGAUCCCCGUUCAGCUGUUAGUGAUGGGACAAAUAAAGAAGCUGAAACAGAUAGUUCUUUAUCACAAAUCAAUGAAGUUGCACCCAGCAAACCAAAAUACAGAUAUGAAUACUACCAGAAGCCCGAAGAAGUGGUUGUGACAAUAUUUGCAAAAGGAAUACCAGCAGAAAGCGUGGUCAUUGACUUUGGUGAACAAAUUCUGAGUGUUACUAUUGAUGUUCCUGGCCAAGAUGCUUAUCAUUAUCAACCUCGAUUGUUUGGAAAGGUAAUACCUGAUAAGUGCAAAUUUGUGGUUUUGUCAACCAAAAUUGAAAUACGUCUUGCAAAAGCUGAAGCUAUUAAUUGGACAUCUCUCGAAUAUAGCAAGGAUAUGCCUCCCCAAAAAAUUAAAGUGCCUACAAUUCAAUCUGAAAGGCCUGCAUACCCAUCAUCAAAGCCAAGGACAAAAGAUUGGGAUAAGUUGGAAGCUAUGGUGAAAAAAGAGGAGAAAGAAGAAAAGCUGGAUGGUGAUGCUGCUUUGAAUAAAUUGUUCCGUGAUAUUUAUCAAAAUGCUGAUGAGGACAUGCGGAGAGCAAUGAGCAAGUCAUUUCUGGAGUCAAAUGGAACAGUGCUGUCAACGGAUUGGAAAGAAGUGGGAUCCAAGAAGGUGGAAGGAAGUCCUCCAGAAGGUAUGGAAUUGAAGAAAUGGGAGUACUAAUUCAGUACAAGCUGAUGCUCAUGAGAGUUCAAAUUCACAAAAAUAAAUUCUGAGAAGGGAAACAAAUUCUGUAAUCUUAAUGUUAUCGGUUAUUUUGUGAAUGAUAAAUUGCAUUGUGGGGAAAAUGACCUAACUUUCAUCUUGCUGCGGGAUUGGAUUUUAUUUCGUUGGUGAUGUAAAUUAAUGUUAAACUUAAGUUAUGGAAGUUGGUUUUUUGGUUUUA
Lotus japonicus is the source of this 1576-nucleotide messenger RNA. Its product is annotated as protein SGT1 homolog A-like. Gene Ontology annotation, cellular component: cytoplasm; nucleus. The record is from RefSeq and is a predicted model, not a curated record. The transcript is spliced from 9 exons. Gene Ontology annotation, molecular function: protein-folding chaperone binding. Lineage: Eukaryota; Viridiplantae; Streptophyta; Magnoliopsida; Fabales; Fabaceae. Bases 208 to 1353 code for a protein of 381 amino acids. Gene Ontology annotation, biological process: defense response to fungus; protein stabilization.